Messenger RNA from Leucoraja erinaceus (little skate), 3239 nucleotides. RefSeq names its product PNN-interacting serine/arginine-rich protein (gene pnisr). Gene Ontology annotation, molecular function: RNA binding. The transcript has 13 exons. Gene Ontology annotation, cellular component: nuclear speck; presynaptic active zone. The record is from RefSeq and is a predicted model, not a curated record. Bases 158 to 2710 code for a protein of 850 amino acids. Lineage: Eukaryota; Metazoa; Chordata; Chondrichthyes; Rajiformes; Rajidae.
GGAGCUCGGAGCUGGAAGCUGGGAGCGGGCGGAGCGGCCCCGACGGCAGGAUAUUUUUUCAACUUUAUGGCGUUUCUAAUGUGUUGAGUUAGAGUGCAAACACGACAAACUUUCUGUUUUGUUGUUGGCUUUUAAACGAUUGUUGAAUUAAUUGAAGAUGUGGGAUCAAGGUAGUCAACCUUGGCAACAGUGGCCUUUAAGCCAGCAACAGUGGAUGCAAUCAUUUCAACAGCAACAAGAUCCAAGUCAGAUUGACUGGGCGGCAUUAGCACAAGCAUGGAUUGCUCAAAGAGAGGCCUCGGAGGAAUCUGUUACUGCACAACAGCCAGUAAUAAUACCCAAUGGACAGGCAGUACAUGGCAUUGAAAAUAGUCAAGACAAUCAUGGCAAUUUUUCAGGAGAUCCUAAUUUCAACAGAAUAUGGGAACAGGGGUGUGGCAUUCCCGAGUACAGCUUGGGAAUUAAAAAGAAUACAAUGGGAGAAAAAAAACCUAAUUGGCUGAAUAACAACUGGGGAAUGCAACAUCAUCGACCACCUCCCCCACCACCAGACCAGCAGUGGAUACCAACCCCAGCUCCCAUGGACAUAGUCCCUCCAUCGGAGGACAAUAGCCAAGACAGUGGUGAGUUUGCACCAGACUCUAGACGUAUGUUCAAUCAAGUCAAUAACAACAAUUUUGGAGGAGCACCAGAAAACUUUGGAAUGGGAUCUGUGCCCGUCAGCCAGUUUGAUUAUCAGCAUGGUGCAGCUUUUGGUCCCCCAGGAGGAUUCCAUCCACCUUAUUGGCAACCUGGGCCACCACCUAACCGUAGAGACAGACCAUCUUACAGAGAUCGUCCACGGUCACCCAUAGCAGUAAAACAAGACCCUCCUGCACUUGAUGCUGUGAAACGUAGAACGCUGCCGGCUUGGAUUCGUGAGGGUCUGGAGAAGAUGGAGAGAGAGAAGCAGAAAAAACUUGAGAAGGAAAGAUUAGAAAAAGAAAGGGCUCAGUCUUCAAAACACAAAAAAGAUCCUGAAGAGGUGUCUGAAGAAACUGAUGGGCCACGAUUGCCUCACAAAAGUAAAUUUGACAGCGAUGAUGAAGAAGAGGAGUAUGAAACGACUGAAACCAAAAAUAAUGACAAACCAAGUCGGAGUCCUUCACCUGUAGCUCAGGAAGAACAGAGCGAACCAGAAAUGACGGAAGAAGAAAAAGAAUUUCAGAUGAUGAUAAUGAUGAAGAUGCUGCUUACAGAAGUGCUUUUAGAAGUAACAAAUGAAGAGAUAUAUUAUGUUGCCAGAGAAGCUCACCGGAAAGCCACUAAAGCUCCUGCAAAGCAGCUGGCACAGUCCAGUGCACUGGCUUCUCUAACUGGACUUGGUGGACUGGGCGAUUAUGGAUCGGAUAGUGAAGAUGAAAGAAGUGAGAGAGCAUCUGAAUCCUCAGAUACAGAUGAUGAAGAAUUACACCGUAGAAUCAGACAAAAGCAGGAUGCCUUUAGACGCAAAGAAAGGGAAUUACAGUUGUUGCUACAACAGCAGCACGAGAAACAAAUGGAAGAUACAAAGCAUCUACAGGAGGGUAAAGUUUUCAGGGAGAUGGAUACAAAGGAACAGAGUAAGGAACAUGGUGGAGGUGUAGUGAAACAGGAAGGGAAAGAAAAGGAUUGUGAAAUUAUUCCUGAAAAGAAAAGAACUCACAGUGAAACUGAACCCAACUCAGAAGUCAGCAAAAUCUCUAGUGAGAAAAGUUCAAAAGAAAAAGCUUUGAGAAACAGAAGUUCGUCCAGCAGCAGCAGCGGGAGUAGCAGCACCAGUGGCAGUACCAGCAGCAGCAGUAGGUCAAGGAGCUCCACGUCCAGCAGUAGUACUGAAAGCAGUAGUAGCUCCACCUAUUCUUUUUCACCAAAGAGAAAGAAAAAGUGGAGCCAUAGCAGAUCGCCCUCCCACAAGACUAGGCGUCGCAGUAGAAGUCAAAGUUACUCCCGCCCACACAGGAGGGAGAGGAGUAGAAGCAGGGAUCAGCUCAGGAGAAAUAGUCGAAAUGGGAGUUGGGAAAAAGAGAGGCAUAGACAUCGCAGUGGUUCUCGGAAUAGGAGAAGUAGGGACAGGCACAGGAGCAGAAGCAAAAGUGAUGUUAAGCGUGUCAGUCGCAGUAGGAGCAAAGAAAGACGUAGAAGUCCUGAAAGACGUAGGAGUCGUAGUGGAGGUAGAGUGAAACAAAGGGUCAGCAGUAAAGACAGGGACAGGAAAAAGAUUAGGAGUGGAAGCACUGAAAGGGUUAGGAAGAGAGAGGAGAAGAAAAAGGAUAAAGAAAAGGAGCAGGACAAAAAGAAAGACAAACAAAAAAGUAAGGAUAAACAAAAGGACGAUAAAGAUGGUAGUAAGUCAAGCAGUCAAGAUGAAAGUAAGCUAAAACGCAAGAGAGAAUCAGAGCGGACUUACUCGCGCAGUGGCUCCAGUAAACUUCCACAACAGUAUUCUAGGCAGGAUAGCAAGUCCAGCAAGAAAAGAUCUACAAAGGAUGGUAAAAAGCACUCGGACACCGAAUCUAGUGCAAGGAGCAGCUCAUGUUCUCCGGAUAGCAGAGAGAAGAAUGCAAAGAAAUCAAAAUGCAGUCGUUCAAGAUCAGUGGAAAAAUCUCAAAGGUCUGGUAAGAAGGCAAGCCGCAAACACAAGUCUAAGUCACGAUCAAGGUCGAGAACACCCAAUAAUCGUAAGCAUUAAGGGGGAAAGUUUUCUGGCAUCCUUGCCAUGAUCAGAAAUUCCAUGAGUUUUGGAGGAUUGUCUCAUUAUAGAGGCAUACUUGACAACUGUGUAGGUGUUUAUAUGUACAUAGGUGUAAAUUUUUUCCAAGUGCUGUCUAUAGUUCAGUACUUACUUAAGGUUUUAUUUGUAUUGCAUUCUUCAGAGAUUAUUCACACUGUAAAACAGUUUGCUUUCAGUUGUAAUAUUUUAACAUAAAAUUUACACUAACUUUAGUUGGCUGUCAAUAAACUUUUCAGGUUGGUUUUGUUACACAUUUCCCAUUGUUUAUUGCUGAUAUUUAUGGCGUUUUAAAAGGUAUGUAGAUCAAACCUGAAGGAUGUUGAAAGAGGAUCACUUGAAUACAAAGCAGUAAUGUCCACCUUUUGCCUACUACACAUAAACAAAAACAGUCAUCUGGAUUCUGAGAGCCUCUAAUUAAUUCAUACCUGUAAUCUGUAAUUUGUUUAAAGCUGUAUAUUAAAUUUCUUCAGAUUUCCUCUGUUGCACA